This is a messenger RNA of Penicillium diatomitis, 675 nucleotides long. RefSeq lists its product as uncharacterized. NCBI's taxonomy places the organism in Eukaryota, Fungi, Ascomycota, Eurotiomycetes, Eurotiales, Aspergillaceae. Bases 1 to 675 code for a protein of 224 amino acids. The transcript is spliced from 2 exons. The record is from RefSeq and is a predicted model, not a curated record.
AUGACGACGAGCCAAGUUGCCCCUCAGCCUCUCCGCAUUGGGGUGCUGCUGGUCAACUGCGUGCAGUUGUUGGACCUGGCAGCCUUGGAUCUGCUGUUCAUGACGAGUCCCGAAUGGCUCGCGGAUAUCAACAUGCCUCAGGAGAUUCUGGACAUGGGCCGUCCCUGUAAGAUCUACUAUAUCACGCGCGAGGGACCCAAUACGCAUGCGCCGGUUACCUGCCAACUCUCCAUCCAAGUCACCCACUCCCUCGAAGACGCGGCCGUCGCUCCCGGUGCGCUGGAUAUCCUCUUCGUGCCUGGUCCUCCUCCGCGCGUCAUGCCGCCCGCCGAGGAGUACUUGGAGUAUACUCGCCAGCACAAUUCGGCUGGGACCACGAUCAUGACCGUGUGCACGGGGGCUCUGGUCGCCGCACAUGCCGGUAUCACCAAGGGCCGUGUCGCCACGGCGCCUCGGUUCCUAAUUGAGAAUGUGAAAAAGGCGUUUCCGGAAGCCAAGGUCUGGGAUGAGACGUUGCGAGUGACUCGCGAUGGGAAUCUCUGGAUGUCUGGUGGUGUCACUAAUGGCCAUGAUCUGGUGGCCGAAUACAUUCGUAUGCACUAUCCGGAGCCGGUGGUUAAUGUCGUACUUGGCACUGCAGAUGUGGCGCCGCGUGCUCUCAAGUACGAUGCAUGA